AUGCCGAAGAGACCAAGCGGCGAUCGCAUCGUGUCGGCUUUUCGUCAAGAAGAGGAUGCUGGUACGGCUCAGCCGCACGCCGACCCUACUGCGUCCGCACAGACUACGGGGGCCAGGACGGUUUUCGAUACACACACUGUGGAGGAUUUGCAGGGUAUGCAUGCGGCGGAUAUUUGGCAGAGUCGGGACUCGGAAAGAUGCUCAGAUGAGGCAUUUCACCGACCGCAGCAUCCUGCUGCUCACGGUGUGCUUCGCUUGAUUCUGGAGUUGAAUGGAGAGGAGGUGUUGCGUGCGGAUCCUCAUAUCGGUCUUCUGCACAGAGGGACCGAAAAGUUGAUUGAAUACAAGACGUACAUGCAAGCAUUGCCUACUUCGAUCGACUGGGUGUUAAUAUCAUUAACAGUGACAAAUGAGCUCUGCUACUCGCUUGCCGUUGAGAAGCUGCUCAACAUUGAAGUUCCAGAGCGCGCAAAGUGGAUCCGUACACUAUUCGGCGAGCUUACCCGUGUUUUGAACCAUUUGAUGGCCGUCCUGACGCACGCUAUGGAUGUCGGUGCCCUGACGCCCUUCCUCUGGGGUUUCGAGGAGCGUGAAAAGCUCAUGGAGUUCUAUGAACGCGUCUCCGGUGCACGCCUACAUGCCGCAUAUGUCCGCCCGGGUGGUGUCGCCUUCGAUCUCCCUCACGGCCUUCUGAACGACAUCUUCAUGUGGGCAACACAGUUUAGCUCCCGUGUAGACGAGAUCGAGGAGGUUGUCACUGGCAACCGUAUCUGGAAGGAGCGGACAAUUGACAUUGGGAAAAUCACUGCUAAGGAGGCGUUGGAUUACGGCUUCAGUGGUGUCAUGCUUCGCGGUAGCGGCGUGCCCUGGGAUAUUCGUAAGGUCGCCCCAUAUGACAAGUACGACGAGGUCGAGUUCGACGUUCCUGUGGGGAAGAACGGAGAUUGCUACGAUCGGUACCUUUGCCGUGUUCAGGAAUUCCGAGAGUCCCUGCGGAUCAUUGACCAGUGUCUCAACAAGAUGCCUACCGGUGCUGUCAAGGUCGAUGACUACAAGAUCGCCACGCCCCCGCGUGCGUCCAUGAAGGAGAGCAUGGAGUCGCUUAUCCACCACUUCAAGCUCUUCAGUGAGGGUUACUCCGUCCCGCCAGGCGAGACCUACUCUGCGAUUGAGGCGCCAAAGGGCGAGAUGGGUGUGUACCUUGUUUCCGACGGCUCCAACCGCCCAUACCGCUGCAAGAUUCGCGCGCCCGGGUUCGCGCACCUUGCCGGUGCGGACAUGAUGAUGAGACAUGUAAGGCACAUGCUUGCCGAUGUGGUGGCUAUUAUUGGUACAAUGGUGAGAGAUUGA
This is a messenger RNA of Fomitopsis serialis, 1350 nucleotides long. Its product is annotated as NADH-ubiquinone oxidoreductase. Gene Ontology annotation, biological process: mitochondrial electron transport, NADH to ubiquinone. NCBI's taxonomy places the organism in Eukaryota, Fungi, Basidiomycota, Agaricomycetes, Polyporales, Fomitopsidaceae. Gene Ontology annotation, molecular function: NAD binding; quinone binding; NADH dehydrogenase (ubiquinone) activity. The coding region runs from base 1 to 1350 and encodes 449 amino acids. The record is from RefSeq and is a predicted model, not a curated record. The transcript is spliced from 11 exons.